This is a messenger RNA of Microtus ochrogaster (prairie vole), 2120 nucleotides long. It is a transcript of the gene Gphra, whose product is annotated as golgi pH regulator A. Gene Ontology annotation, molecular function: voltage-gated monoatomic anion channel activity. Lineage: Eukaryota; Metazoa; Chordata; Mammalia; Rodentia; Cricetidae. The record is from RefSeq and is a predicted model, not a curated record. Gene Ontology annotation, cellular component: Golgi cisterna membrane. Gene Ontology annotation, biological process: intracellular pH reduction.
GAUGGCGUAAGCACGCGACAGCCCAGCCCGUCUGGCUGGGGGCGAAGGCCGCUUUCUGCUGCAGCCGGGGGUGUCUUAACUUGCAGCUUCUCUGAGAGGCUGACAGCUGGGCAUGGGCCUCCCGAGGCUUCGCCAUGAGCUUCCUGAUCGACUCCAGCAUCAUGAUCACCUCCCAGAUACUGUUUUUUGGAUUUGGUUGGCUUUUCUUCAUGCGCCAGUUGUUUAAAGACUAUGAGGUGCGGCAGUACGUUGUGCAGGUGAUCUUCUCCGUGACCUUUGCAUUUUCCUGCACCAUGUUUGAGCUUAUCAUCUUUGAGAUCCUGGGAGUUCUGAACAGCAGCUCCCGUUACUUCCACUGGAAGAUGAACCUGUGUGUGAUUCUGCUCAUCCUGGUCUUCAUGGUCCCUUUCUACAUUGGUUAUUUUAUCGUGAGUAACAUCCAACUUUUGCACAAGCAGCGCCUGCUCUUCUCCUGUCUCCUAUGGCUGACCUUCAUGUACUUCUUCUGGAAGCUGGGCGAUCCGUUUCCCAUUCUCAGCCCAAAGCAUGGGAUCUUGUCCAUAGAACAGCUCAUCAGCCGGGUGGGCGUGAUCGGGGUGACGCUCAUGGCUCUGCUGUCCGGAUUUGGUGCCGUCAACUGCCCGUACACAUACAUGUCCUACUUCCUUAGGAAUGUGACUGACACGGAUAUCCUGGCCCUGGAACGGCGGCUGUUGCAGACCAUGGACAUGAUCAUAAGCAAAAAGAAAAGGAUGGCCGUGGCACGGAGAACCAUGUUCCAGAGGGGGGAGGUGCAGAACAGGCCGUCAGGACUCUGGGGCAUGCUGAAGAGCGUGACUGCAUCAGCCCCAGGAAGCGAAAAUCUGACUCUUAUUCAACAGGAAGUAGAUGCUCUGGAAGAACUAAGCAGGCAGCUUUUUCUGGAAACAGCUGACCUGUAUGCUACUAAGGAAAGAAUCGAAUACUCCAAAACAUUCAAGGGGAAGUAUUUCAAUUUCCUGGGUUACUUUUUCUCUAUUUACUGUGUCUGGAAAAUUUUUAUGGCAACCAUCAAUAUUGUUCUUGAUCGAGUUGGGAAGACUGACCCUGUCACCAGAGGCAUUGAGAUCACCGUGAAUUACCUGGGGAUCCAAUUUGACGUCAAGUUCUGGUCCCAGCAUAUUUCCUUCAUUCUGGUUGGAAUAAUCAUUGUCACAUCCAUCAGAGGACUGCUGAUCACGCUGACCAAGUUCUUCUAUGCCAUCUCCAGCAGUAAGUCCUCCAAUGUCAUCGUCCUGCUGUUAGCACAGAUAAUGGGCAUGUACUUCGUCUCUUCCGUGCUGCUGAUCCGAAUGAGCAUGCCCCCAGAAUACCGCACCAUAAUCACAGAGGUCCUGGGGGAACUCCAGUUCAACUUCUAUCACCGCUGGUUUGAUGUCAUCUUCCUCGUCAGUGCCCUCUCCAGCAUCCUGUUCCUCUACCUGGCUCACAAGCAGGCACCAGAGAAACAUAUGGCACCCUGAACUGAGACCCACUGCAAACUGUCAGAAAAGGAGACACAGUACCAGGGCCUUAAGUCCUUGAAGCAGAGGAGCUGUCCUGGAGUCCUAAGUGGCUGAGGCACAGGAGGGAGCAACCCCCCCACCCCCCACUCCCUGCCCCAGCAUUCGGCAGGGAGCCUGUGUGGGUCUGAGGCUGUGCAAAUGGGGAGGGGGAGGGUCAGGGCCUCAGGAGACCCUGGUGCUCCUCAGGUGCCUUCGUUUGAAAAAUUUAGUAAAAAUCAAGAGUUUGUAACACUGUGGCCUUGAGUUUACUAUCAGUCCCAGCUUGGUGUGCUGUGUUAUUGUGGUCUAAUGUGAAUACAUCUCUCCCUCCCUGCCCGACUUUACCCAGAAAAACACCCAAAGGUUGUCUGCUCUUUUCUGGAAAAGGGAUGGUAAGCAACUGAUAGAUUUUACCAGAAGAUUUAGGUGUGCCAUUUUUUAUUUCCUUUUAAAUCAGGGAAGAGUGGCUGUCCUAAACUAAUCAGUGGUGGGGUCUCGGGUCCUUCCCCUCUGUCGUGGGAUGAGUCACUGGACUGCUGUUAGCUGCAACAAGCCCUGUCCUGUCCUGGAACACAAGCUCUCCGAUUAUAGAAGGAA